CUGACCGAAAGGGGAGGGCACAAACGUAAAGAUAUUUAAGAUGUGUCCACUGUGGACCUUCAGUCAGAAGGCAAAGAGAAGGCCUGUGAGGAACUGAGGAGGAUUGAGGACCGAGGACUGAGGACUGGAGAUCCCUCCCACAACUUUCCAGGCUCUUGAGAACGAACAACAGGCAACCAAUUUUUGCAAGGAGCAGAUAUGACAGGACCCAUAUUUGUCGUCCGUCUGUCGGCCGCCUUUGUCUUCUUGGCGCUCGUCGAUCAGACGUGGGCUCAGAACCCCUCCAGGAAGCAAGCGAUGGCCCCCAAAUCCACGAAGACGCAGUGCUGCGAUGACGUGCGAGCCCUGAAGGUACAGGUGGCCAACCUGACCAGCCUGCUGGAGGAGCUGAGCAGAAAGCAGGAGGCAGAUCGGAUCGCCUUGGUGCGGCAAGUGCUGGAGCUGGAGAAGCAGAACCAGCAGCAGGAGGCCCGUGUGACCGAGGCCGAGAGCAAGUACUCAGAGAUCAACAACCGCAUGGAGAUCAUGCAGCUGCAGGCGGCGCAGGCUGCCCCGCAUACGACGUCAGACGCCAUCUACGACUGCGCGUCCUUAUACAACAGGAACUACCGGAUUUCCGGCGACUACAAACUACCCAAGGAUGAAUUCCUCGGAACGCCAGAGCUUGAUGUGUUCUGCGAUAUGGAAAAGAACGGCGGCGGAUGGACGGUCAUCCAGAGACGCAGGGUGGGUCUGACCAGCUUCGACCGGGACUGGAGGCAGUACAAGAACGGGUUUGGGACCAUCCGUGGAGACUUCUGGCUGGGGAACGAGCACAUCUAUCGUCUGACCCGGCAGCCCACGGUGCUCAGGAUAGAGCUGGAGGACUGGGAGGGUAAGAUCCGCUACGCCGAGUACGGCUUCUUCACCCUGAGCAACGAACUCAACAGCUACAAGAUCUUCAUCGCCAACUACACCGGGAACGCCGGGGACUCGCUGCGCUACCACAACAACACCAACUUCAGCACCAAAAACAAGGACAACGACAAGUGUGUCGAUGACUGCGCUCAGCUCCGUAAAGGUGGUUACUGGUACAACUGCUGUACUGAUUCGAACAUGAACGGCGUGUUCUAUCGCUUCGGCUCGCACACCAAGAACAGCGACGGCAUCACUUGGUACGGCUGGCACGGACCCAACUACUCCCUGAAACGGGUAGAGAUGAAGAUCCGGCCCCAGAAUUUCACCCCUUAGGGACGGACUUUGUUCAAUCCCGUUUUACGAGCACCUACGAACCUGACGCUGACCUAACGUCCACUGAUAUUUUGCUCCGUCGCCAAGGGAACAGUCGCUAGUUUUGUAUUAGAGAGGAAUUCUGGAUUGAAUGUGUGAUGAGCGAUGUAUGAUUGUAAAUUGCUGUUUUUUAUAUUUAUCUCGAAUAGUUUAUUUUCUUCGUUUCGUACCGAGAAGCUUUAGUGCGUUUCAAUCAGAUAGAAGGAUUUUUUACCUCAUAUAUACCACAUAUGAAACAAGGAUUUUUAGAUCAGAUUAAACCAUUUACACACAACCUUCAGAAAAA
Trichomycterus rosablanca is the source of this 1555-nucleotide messenger RNA. RefSeq names its product angiopoietin-like 7 (gene angptl7). Bases 199 to 1230 code for a protein of 343 amino acids. NCBI's taxonomy places the organism in Eukaryota, Metazoa, Chordata, Actinopteri, Siluriformes, Trichomycteridae. The transcript has 5 exons. The record is from RefSeq and is a predicted model, not a curated record.